GGGACGAGCAAGAUUGCGCCCAGGAGAGGGACUGUUGUUUCUGUCGAUCGAGACGUCUCCGGAGCAAGAGAGGAGGGAAGAAGGUGGAGAUGGAAACCCUAGUGGGAGGAUUAGGGCACACCUGAGCGUCUCUCUCUCUCUCUCUCUCUCGCUUCUCUGGCUCCUAUUUCCGUCCGGCAACGCUGGGGCGGCGAAGGCGGAGGUUCGGACAGUGGGAUUGUUGCCGGUGGCUGCGGUUCAUGGCGGGAAUGGACAUCGACUCUCCUCCUCCGGAGCAUUCGGUUCCUUCCUCCACCGACCUAAUCGUUCGGAGGCUUGCACUUUUUGGAGUUCCUAAGGAUCUACAGGACCUAUUGCAGCCAGGCCUUGUAAAUUUUGCCCUAAAGAACAAAAGCCAGAUACCUCAGUUGGUCUCUGCUGUCUUACCCACCUCCAGAGAAAUAUCGGAGCUCUAUUCUGUAGUCAAGACUCAUGAACAUCCAGCUGAUAUUAUUAAGAAAAUUAUAAAAGAGCAGUAUCACGAAAGCAUGCUGUGGCUUCAGUGGCUUAUGUUCAAAGGCGAGCCCAGGGAAUUGCUGGAUGACUUAGCAAGGAAUAACAACCACCAUGGUGUGUGUGGAACUAUCUGGGGAAAUAAUGACAUUGCAUACCGCUGUCGAACCUGUGAGCAUGAUCCGACAUGCGCAAUUUGUGUGCCUUGUUUCCAGAAUGGGAAUCACAAAGAUCAUGAUUAUUCUGUCAUAAAGACAGGGGGAGGAUGUUGUGAUUGUGGUGAUGCGACUGCUUGGAAAAGGCAAGGGUUUUGCUCCAGACAUAGAGGCCCUGAGCAGGUCCAAGCUCUUUCAGAAGACAUUUCUAGGUCAGUAGGGCCUGUUCUUCUUACAUUGCUCCUCAUAUGGAAAGAUAAGCUCUUGCAUUUAGAAGCGGGGCUUCUUAAGAAUGUUGAAGAAGAGGAGCUCAAGGUGGACGUGGAGUUGUCAAAGGGAUUUUCUUCUGCUAUUAUUGAUAUGCUAAUGGAAUUUUGCAGGUGCAGUGAAAGUUUACUUAGAUUUAUUGCGACUAGUUUAUUGUCAGCACCACAUGCUUUAUUAGAUGUAAUUGUUAGAGCAGAACGAUUCUUGCCCAAGCAUGAUGCAAAUAAGCUUCAUGAAUUGAUUUUGAAGUUGCUAGGGGAGCCAAGAUUUAAGUAUGAGUUUGCCAAGGUAUUUAUAAAAAGUCAUGCAGACUUUGUGAAUGAAGCUAUCAAAAGGAGUGGUGAAGGAAAUAAUCUUGAUAUACCUGAGAAUAUGGUAUUGUCAAGCUUCUCAGUGCAGAUCUUUACUGUGCCUACUCUCGCUCCACGUCUUGUGAAAGAAAACAACCUUCUAGGCAUCUUGUUGGGCUGUUUGGAGGAGCUUCUUGUAUUUUGCAUCAAUGUUGAUGGUCAUAUACAGGUGAAUAGGUGGCAUUCUGUCUACGACCUUGUUUUUCGCUUGGUUGAGGAUAUACGGUUUGUUAUGGGACACCCUGAGGUACCCAGGUUUGUCUGUGUAGAGCGCCAAGAUAUCUGCAGGUCAUGGAUACAGAUUUUAUCUCUUGUGCAAGGGAUGGAUCCCCAAAGGAGGGCAACAGGUCUUCAUGUGGAGGAAGAGAAUGAGAGUUGGCAUGCAUCUCUCAUUCUGGAACAGUUGAUGGGGAAUAUCCAUUUGCUGCUUGUAGCUGGAGCUUUUUCAUCUGCUGUUUUUGAUGAGAUGAAGGAUGAAGGCCUGUUUUAUACUGGCUUUACAGAUAUAGAAGGUGAUGGCCUUCGUCAUGCAAAAGUUGGCAGGUUGUCCGAGGACAAUUCUGGUCAUGUUCCGAUGGAAAUCAAGCAUGGUUUUACUGCUUCAGUAGCUCAUCAUUCUUGGAAUAUGGACCAUCUUCUUGGUCCAUCUGCUGUAGCUUGGCUGAUGGUUGAAUGCCUUGUCGCCAUUGACAAAUGGCUGGGAUCACCUAACAGGUUAAGAUCACAGUUGCUUGCAACAAGUACCGGUGCACCUGCUGGUGAUUUGCUUUUGAGGAGGUCGGCUAGAUCAAGAGUGAGGAACAGGGGUGUUAUGAGUUUGUUUCAGCUGACUUCUCUAAAUUCCCAGGCACCUUCAACCAGUACAUCAAGGCAGAGGUCUGGUUCUUUUGGUUAUGGUGAUGCAGAUGGUGGCAGCAGAACUACUAUGAUGGGUAGUGAUUCUGUAAUGAACAACACUAGUUGUGGCCAUGGUGGUUCAAGCAGAGAAGUACAAGCAGAUGGAAGUAACUUUGCUAAAGAUGGUACAAACUUUGGAAGUAGGGUGGAAACAUUAAGCAUUCUAAGUUUGAGAGAGUGGUCUGAUAUAUCUUUUGAUGUUGGUUCCGAUGACAUAUCUAUUCACCUUCCAUUGCAUCGAUUAAUUUCAUUGGUAUUGCAUAAAACAAUAGAGAAAUAUCACCAGGAACAUGAAAUGCCGGAGAAUAAAGGAAUUUCAUCUAGCCAGUCCAAAAGAUCUCAGAAUUUUUUUGGGCUUCUGUUGGGUGGUUGCCAUCCCUGUGGAUUUUCUGCCUUCAUGAUGGAACACCCACUUCGUGUAAGGGUAUUCUGUGCUCAGGUUCGUGCUGGUAUGUGGAGAAGAAAUGGCCAUUCAGUUCUGUCACUAUGUGAAAAUUAUCAUAAUGUUCGAUGGUGUGAACAAGGAUUGGACCUUGAUCUAUUCAUGUUACAAUUUUGUGCUGCAUUAGCUCCACCAGAAGCAUUUGUUCGAAGGAUCGUGGAAAGAUUUGGUCUGGUGAAUUAUAUAUCACUUGAUUCACGCCGUUCUAAUGAAUACGAAUCAGCAUUGGUGCAGGAUAUGAUAAUCCUUAUAAUACAAAUUGUCAAAGAGCGUCAGCUUUGUGGAUUAAGUGCUGCAGAUAAAUUGAAACGUGAAUUGAUUUACAGGCUUGUAAUUGGAGAUGCAACUCACAGUCAGAUUAUUAAAGCACUUCCACGAAGUCUUUCUGAGAGUGAUCAACUUCAGAAUACCAUUGACAUGGUUGCAGUUUAUUCCAAGCCAUCUGGCAUGAAACCGGGAAGAUAUUCAUUGCGGAGAACUUACUGGAAGGAACUGGACCUUUAUCAUCCUCGUUGGAAUUCAAAGGAUCUGCAAUUAGCUGAGGAAAGAUAUUUGCGAUUUUGCAAUGUACCUGCUAUGACUGCUCAACUACCUCGCUGGACAAAGGUUUUCCAUCCCCUGGAUGGACUUUUUCAGGUUGCUGUAUCUCGUACUGUACUUGAGAUAAUACGAGCUGUAGUCUAUUAUGCGGUUGCUGCAGAAAAAUCUUCGUCUUCACGAGCACCUGAUGGGGUUCUUCUUAGAGCGUUACAUCUGCUCUCUUUGGCUUUAGAUAUCUGUAUGGCCCAUUGUCAAGAAAAUAGCAGCAACUCUGAUAUCAGUGGUUCAACAAAUCCAAGUGGCUCGACAAGCUCAAGUGCACAUCUGUCAAAUGAUGAAGAGGUGAUCCUGCCUCUUCUAGCUUAUGCAAGAGAAGUUGUAGUAGUAGAUUGGUCUGAUGCACAUUUUGCACCAGGACAUCAGAGUUUGCUUUCGCUUCUUGUUCUCUUGAUGAGAAAAUGUCGGAAGGAUUAUGAAGUUAAUGAGUUGGGAACAUUUGAGUCUGGUUUUGCGAAUAUUGCUACAUUGAUUGAGAGCUUAUUAUUGAAGUUUGCGGAACUUGAUGCUGGAUGCCGUAAUGAACUGGAAAAAAUAGUUCCUGACAUGAUAUUGCACCUACCAGGGAAGUUGCAAAAAUUUGGUGGAGAUCCCUGUGUUUUAGCUUCUGAUGCUGCUAAGAAGAAGGCAAAAGCUCGUGAGCGUCAGGCUGUUAUAAUGGCACAGAUGAGAGAUGCACAGUCCAAGUUUCUUGCAAGCGUAGGUGAGCCAGCAGUUGAUGAGUUAGAUUCGUCAAAAUUGACACAGAAGCAGAAUUCUCUUGAUAACAAAUGGUUUCCCCAAGAACCAGCUGCUGUGUGUUCUCUUUGUCAUGAUCCGACUUCACGGAGCUCUGUAUCAUAUCUGAUUCUUCUUCAGAAAUCCCGCUUGACAAGCUUUGUUGAGAAACCCCCACUGUCAUGGGAUGAGCUUUGUCAGGACAGACAUAAUUUUCCAGCCACUAGUGAUGUUGUUGAUCCAUCCAGUGGAAAUGUUGAUUCAAGCACUGUGGAGAUAAAUCCAUCAACCCACUUUGUGGAGCUGAUAAGAAAUGCUGUAAAUGUGGUUAUUCAUGGUGGCCGGCGAGCUGAAGUUGAACAUUUUGUUGAUCCCUUAACUUUGUCUCGUAAUGAUACUGAUAGCAACAUUCCUCCUCUUGAUAUGUCAACUGAUGUUACUCAAGAUCCUGGUAUAUCGGAUAAUUCAAUUGAUGCACAUCUAUGGGAGGGGGGUCAGUAUUCUUCUGCUACACAUCCUGAAGAAGCUACAACAGCUGGUCGGGACAUGGAUUUGCCUUUGCUAAGAGAGUAUGUGCAGUCCGUGUCGCGAUGGAUGUCGGACACCCGUCCGUCUGGAGGUAAUGGUUCUGGAGCAAAUGCAGGUGCAGCAUCGACAUCUGGUAGACGGCAUGUUAUGUCUGAUGGAGUAGGUCCCUUGAACUGUGAUGGGAUUCAUGUUUCCUCAUGUGGGCAUGCUGUUCACCAAGAGUGCCGGAACCGUUAUUUAGUUUCCCUAAGGCAGAGGUAUGCAAGUAGGACUGUCUUCGAAGGGGCACACAUUGUCGAUCCAGAUCAGGGAGAGUUCCUCUGUCCUGUGUGCCGGAGAUUCACAAACUCAGUUGUGCCAGCACCCAGUGGUAUGGGCAAGAUUGAGAAACCUGUAAUGCUGUUCAAGAGCCAACCAUCAAGUGUGGCUUCAUCAACUUCUUCAGCUUUAGGUAAUUACAAGAUUAUGAUUCCAGAAGCUCUGUCUCUUCUGCAAGGGACAGAAAAGAUGGUCAGAAGGAGCGGGUACAGAAAUGUUUCUACACGACUUGAUGAAGCUUCAAAGCCAACCUUGCAGCCUCUUUUACAGACUCUCUUCAGAUUGUAUUUUCCUGAUAGAGGAAAUGCAUUGUUGACAUCUGGGAGGGUGAAUCAUUCUUUGAUUCUAUGGGAUGUGCUAAGAUAUUCUCUCAUAUCAACUGAAAUAGCUGCUCGUCAUGGGAAAUCAAAUUCUGGUUCUAGACCACGAGCUUUAAUCAAGGAAAUUGACUCAACUACAGGAUUUGUGAUGUCCUUAUUGCUCCAGGUUGCUCAAAUAAACUACAAUCAGAAUCAUGUGCAGGUGCUUUUGAGAUUUAGAGGCAUGCAACUCUUUUCUCAGUCCAUAAGCUCUGGUGUUUCCCUGGACGAGUUCUCUGAAGGCAGCCAAAAAGGUCAUAUAUCACAAAUGCUCCAGGGUGGGAAGGGAAAAUUCUUUCCUGACGUCCAGUUCUGGAGAAGAGCUGCAGACCCCAUUAUUAUGCACGACCCAUUUUCUUCCUUGAUGUGGGUCUUAUUUUGUUUACCACUUCCAUUUCCAUAUUGGAUAGAGUCAUUUGUUCCUCUUGUUCAUUUGUUCUAUGCUGUCUGCGUACUGCAGGCUUUGGUAACAUGUAUAAACUAUCAUUGUGACCUAUCGGAAGUAGCACAUGCCAACGGCCUUAUUAGUUCUAUUCAAAUGAUUAUGGCUGAGGCUGCAGUUGGUGAACAAUAUUUUGCAUCUAGUUAUCUGGAUUUUUCUUGCCCAUCAGCUGUUAUGAUAAAGCGGUUUACCCUUCCAUAUCUCCGGAGAUGUGCACUCCUAUGGAAAUUACUAAAAUGUUCAGCAACUGUACCUUUUUGUGGUAGCUAUCAUGGAUGGGAAGAAUUAUCUCGGGAAAUGGACAACGAUAUAAAUGAAGGUCUUGAUGGUAUUUCGGUGGAGCUUGAAGAGGUGUAUAAGCUACAAACAUUCUUCCAGGUGCCUUCAAUGGAGAUGGUUCUUGAGGAUAAAGCAUUUAAUGUUCUUGCUCUCAAGUGGCUUGAGCACUUCCGGAAGGGGUUAGGUAUUCGUAGCUAUGGGUGUGUAUACUCUUCUCCUGCUGUUCAGUUUCAGUUAAUACGCUUGCCUCACCUUUACCAGGAUCUACUUGAGAGGUAUGUUAAGCGGCAAUGCCAUCAUUGCAAAUCUACUCUGGAGCAGCCAGCAUUAUGCCUGUUAUGUGGUGGAUUAUAUUCUGUCAAGCGUUUCUCUUGCUGCAGGGAAAGGGAAUGCCAACAACAUGCAAUGUCCUGUGCUGCUGGUAUUGGUGUCUUUCUCUUAAUCAAGAAAACCACUAUCCUGCUGCAAAGAUAUGCUCGUCAAUCACCAUGGCCUUCACCAUACUUGGAUGCCUUUGGGGAAGAGGAUAAUGAAUUGUUAAGAGGAAAGCCACUUUAUCUGAAUGAAGAACGCUAUGCAACCCUCACAUAUCUGGUUGUUUCACAUGGUCUUGAUCGGAGUUCCGAGGUCCUGAGACAGACAACUGUUGAAACUGUAUUUGAUCUUUAAACCUGUUGGCUACUUUAAGCAAGACUUCCAGCAGAUAGUGAAGGAAGAGGCUCAGUGGUGCUGACAAGUCUGGCAAUUACGUAAAUAUACAAGAUAAUCUCCAAAUUGUAGAUACAAUAUGGGCAGACAGGGGAGAUUGUCUUGUAUGCUUUUUAUCGAAGUUUGUGAUCAUCCCCUUUAGUUCAGUCUGCUUUCUGACCCACAUCAAUGAAGCUUUGGUAGGUUUAUGCAACCUUAAUUUGUCCCUCAAAGUUUCUGCCACACCCCACCCUCCCCUAUGCACACACACACACACAUAUAUAUAUAUAUAUAUAUAUAUUUAUUUAUUACUAAACUUCAGCAUAUUGGAUAUGUGUAGCCCAUAGCCACAGAUACCUUUUUUUGUUAAAAUGCAAGAUUAAUGGUAUAAAAGAGAAAAAUGAAAAAACAUGCAAAAAAUUCAUUAAAAAGACGUGAAAAUAAAUUUAUUUUUUUCUCUUUUUCUCCAUUUUUUUUGCUUUUUAACAAUAGUAUCAUCAUAGUUGGACUAUGUCAUUAUUGAACAUUAUUUGUAUCAUUUUGUAUAGUUAUUUUCUAUAUCUUCUUGUUAGUUUCUCAUUUAUUUACUUUUACCUAUUUUUUUAAGAUUUUUUUCAUUUAAAAAAUUGCUGAGGUUUUUUCUGGGAUUUUCCAGAGAGAAACCAACUUUACUGGACAUCUAAACGUUACUAUAGCAAACACGUCUGGGGAAUGAAGGCACAAAUUUUUCUAGAGUAUUCUUUUAGCAGGACCUCCUAUAUGUUGAAUACAAAUAGUAAAUCAGGCACGAUCAUAAAUGUAGUAUUUUAAUUUUGAUUAUUGUAUGUAGUUAACUUUUAAGGUCCUUCCCGAGUUGGAACCAUCACAUGUUUAUGUAAACUGUAGGUUGUAUCCUGAAAUUAGCAUAUGCAAGAAUAAGAUAUAGCUUUUUAUUGGUAUCCAGAAUCCAAGGCAUUUUUCUGAAAAUGUUUUGUUUGGCGUGUAGACCUGUUUUCGAAAGAUAUCUAGGCUGCACAAGGUGCUCAAUGCCUGGAAGUUGUAAACGUUGGAACGUGAAUUGCGUGUCUCAUUGAAAAGCCGAUCCCGGAAACAAGAAAAAAGAAUUAGAUAAAGGUGCACUCUGUGUAGACUUAAGGCAACUAUUGGCAUUUAUACUGUGAGAGAGAGAGUCCAUGGUCCGAGGAUUGAGGAUUCAUUCUCAUGGUGCCCUCUUCAUGGAUACUUAAAAGACAUUUCCCAUGAGCAUGAUUUGAUGGCAUGAACUUUAUGGCCCCUUAUGUAUAUGGUUUUCUCCUCUGUUCGAACAUGGAUGUUUGAAGGGAAUUUAUAUACCUUUGUUAUCAUAAUUGUGAACUCUGAUACUGAUACUAGAAUUGUCAAACGCUUGUUAUGUCUAACGGAAUCACCAUGUGCUCUAUAAUUUAUAUAUGUAGCUGAAGACUCUUUUUUUGUUUCAGCUAGAUUUUCUAGAUUAACCCUGGUCCCUGGCAAAAUAUUUUUCUUUGAAUUGAGAUUGUCUUCUGCUGUGCCAUGAUUUGUUGUAGCAUGCACAUACAUGUAUAUGCACAUUAACUCGUGUCAAGUGUUCUAUUGUCCAGCUUGGGUUCCAUUUUUGUUUGUUGUAUCUUUUGGCUGUAUUUUUAAAUCAGUAAACUUGUAAUAUACGGGCCUUUUCUGUAAUGUGCACGUUUUUCUGGUCAUGCUCAAGUACUUCACUAUGACGAUUAAUUGCACAUCGUGGAUUUUAAAUUGAAGUCUCAACCGCUGUCUCAGUGUGUCUACAAGUAUGUUUUUUUGUCCUUUCAAUGAUUAUUUACCUUCUUUAUUCCAUGAAGUUUCGUAGGUUGCAAACUCUACGGAAUAGCCUGAUCGGUUAGGACUGUUCCAUGGCUAAUCUUUAAAAUUAUACCCUUUAUUAUUCCUCCUGUGUAUCAUCAAUUAUACGGUAGCUCUGUUUAAUACAAAAUUACAGCAAGGCCUGCCUAGUCAGCUGCUGAUUGCUUGUAUAGUGUGGCUACACCAGUGCAGAGGCUGAAGAUACGGGUGUUCUUUUCUGUGGCAGCAAUUUUUCCCGUCACAGCUUGCAUGUUAUAGUAUAUAUGUUCGUGGUAUUCCUUCAAAGAAGAGAACGUGAUGGCGGUUGCCAGGUCCUGCAAUAAAUGAAAAUUUAGAAGAGUAUGUAUCAGUAGCUUGUACAGUUAUCUGGCCAAAAUAUAUUGUAAAUUCUUGGAGUAGGGUGACUUGUGCUUUUGUUUAUGGAAGUUACGGUAAAGAACUCACAAGGUCAGCCUCAUUGAACCGGGCAUGAUGAUGGGGUGGUGGUCUAUGUAAAUUUUCUCUCUUUCUUGGCGCGUCGGUGCGCCUUGUAGAUUAUGUAGGUUUAAUGCUUCAUUUUGGUGAACGUGCAGUUCCAUUUUAUUGUUCCAUGUGAUGUUUUUUCGUCUCUA
This is a messenger RNA of Nymphaea colorata (pocket water lily), 8977 nucleotides long. RefSeq names its product E3 ubiquitin-protein ligase PRT6. Bases 240 to 6512 code for a protein of 2090 amino acids. The transcript has 18 exons. The record is from RefSeq and is a predicted model, not a curated record. Gene Ontology annotation, cellular component: cytoplasm; ubiquitin ligase complex. Gene Ontology annotation, molecular function: ubiquitin protein ligase activity; zinc ion binding. Gene Ontology annotation, biological process: ubiquitin-dependent protein catabolic process via the N-end rule pathway; protein ubiquitination. NCBI's taxonomy places the organism in Eukaryota, Viridiplantae, Streptophyta, Magnoliopsida, Nymphaeales, Nymphaeaceae.